Messenger RNA from Trichomonas vaginalis G3, 2505 nucleotides. Its product is annotated as bifunctional inhibitor/lipid-transfer protein/seed storage 2s albumin superfamily protein family. The transcript has a single exon. Lineage: Eukaryota; Parabasalia; Trichomonadida; Trichomonadidae. The record is from RefSeq and is a predicted model, not a curated record. Bases 1 to 2505 code for a protein of 834 amino acids.
AUGCUCUUACUUUUCCUUCCUCAAUUUAUUAAUAGCCUUUUUGACCUUUCAAAUAUAUUGGAAGGAGUUGGUGUCCCGAGUUUCCUGGACAAUAAUAAUAGCAGCCAAAACCUAACUGAUAUAGAAUCAAGAAUCAAUGCUGGAUUUACAAUUUAUACAAAAAAUGAAACCGCUAACACGCUCAGAAUUAAUAGAGAGUUUUAUUUGUGCUCGGUUGAAAUCAAAACCUCUACUUUUAAAAAUAAUUACGCUUUUGGAGCAGUUACAGGCGGUCCAUGUGGUGGAGCAGUAUACGGAUAUCGCUCUAGUUUUCACAUAAUAGGCUCCAAUUUCAGCAAUAAUCAAGCAAUUGAUGGAGGUGCUAUAUCGUUUACCGAAUGCAACGCCCUAUUACAAUUACUACAAGAAAAUAACAAUCAAGCUAGGAACAAAUUUUCCUCAAAUACAGCAUUUUGCUCUGGAGGGGCAAUCUUUUUUGAAGGUCAGGCAAAAAACCAUUUUGAUAACAAUUUACAAAUUUGGGAUUCAAAUUUUUCAAAUAACACAGCUUACCAAACUGGAGGAGCCAUUCACGCUACUAUCGAAUCUCAAGUUUCAAUCAUUAAUUCCAAAUUUGACCAAAACAGAGCUGGUGAUAACGGUGGAGCUAUUUAUACCAUCAAUAGCGAUUUAUACUUAUUCGAUAGUUGCAUUGUUGCAAACCGAGCAGGAAAAAACGAAUAUAACUCAACAGAUCAGUAUUCAAGCGAUAGUGACAAAUUAUAUCGUAUGGAAGAGCAAUUGACUCGUAAGUUCUUGUGCCGAGGAUGCGGAGGAGUUGCUUUUAUUGUCAUAGAUCUCCAAUACAAUUUACUGCAAUUAAGUCAAGAUACAAACUACUCAAAAUCAUUUUAUUCCCAACAAUGCACUUAUUAUAACAAUCAUAUGUAUAGAGGCAUACUUCAGCAAUCUUAUAAUUAUAAUUUGAGUGAAUUAACUAAUAUUACCGGAUAUAACAUAAUGGUGCAAAAUGAAUAUAACAAGACAAUCAAGUUUCAAACCUAUAGCGAUUAUUUUAAAGGUAAUUUUCAAUCAUCAACCAUUCGAAUAGGCGAUGUUGAGUUAUAUUAUUAUUCACAUCAGCCUUCACAGAUUGCAAAUUGUUCAACUAAUGAAACACUCUCCAUACAAACAACCAAUAUCUCUCAAGCUAAGUCAACAAAUAAAUCAGGAGAUAGCAUAAGUAAAGUUGCAACGCCAACAAAUUAUACAUAUGUUGCAACGCCAAUUACUCGUCUUCCAAAAGCCACUACACAAAGUCCCAAAACAUAUCCAACGACUACACAUUAUACAACAAUAUCCCGUCCACCAUCAGCUUUUCCGCGAACACCAGUAUCAACACCAUUUUCUACAAUGUUUACUACCCCUCAUUCUACACCGCAUUCAACACCUUUUUCAACAGCUUUUUCAACAGCUCACAAAACUCCAUUCAUAACAGUAUUCUCAACUCCGCAUUCAACCCCUCUAUCAACAGCUCAUUCAACUCCUCAUUCAACAGCUCAUUCAACUCCUCACUCCACAGCUCAUUCAACUCCUCAUUCAACAGCUCAUUCAACUCCUCAUUCAACUCCUCACUCCACAGCUCAUUCAACAGCACACUCAACACCAAAUUCUACGCCUAAUUCAACUCCUCAUUCCACUGGUCAUUCAACACCACAUUCUACUCCUCAUUCAACAGCUUAUUUCACACCUCUUUCUACACCUUACAUUCCACCAAUUGUCAAAUCAAAGCCAACAGAUGUGACAGGAGAAUCCAGUGGUUACACAAAAUCAUUAACUGAAGUUCAAUAUCAAUACCAUACAAAUUCCACCACAGAAACCUCUAUUGCUGUAGGUAACGAGAUUAACAAGACAGAAACAAAUAUUACAACAAUAGCAUAUGCUAAUACAAGUGUACUAACAUGGGUUAUUACAUCAGGUGUAGAAACAACAAGUACAGUAACUUGGACCUAUAUUCAAUCUAAUACCACUACACUUACUGUUUCAACUACUUUAGUUGAGAAAAACACUUCAAUAAAGGCAAGUGAAGGCAAUGAAGAAGAUAACACAUCAACGCUUUCUUUAGUUGAAACAAAGACAAUAGUUACUACAUACACAAUGACACUUGUUAUGACUGAAACAAACAUCAUCAUUCCUUUGGAUGACUCAACUGUCGGAAGUAACGUUAAAUCCGGCACAAUCAUUCUGAUCGCUGUACUUUGUUUGGUUGCGGUGUUCUGCUUAGCUAUAAUCGGUCUCUUCUUGUACAGAAAGUCCCACAACAAGUCAUCGGAAUCAGAAUCUUCGAUCAAUGACGACAGUGAUUUAUUCAACGAUGAAACAAGACAGCAACAGACGAUCGUCACGUUUAAUGCAGAUGAUGAUAACACAAUGUUGUCAACCUUCAAUAUGGGUACUGAUAACAUCGAAGAUAAUGAAGAAUCUCUCAAUGACGAUGAUGAAAUGUUUCUUAACGCUGAAUUUUAA